This is a messenger RNA of Lates calcarifer (barramundi perch), 4322 nucleotides long. It is a transcript of the gene mnta, whose product is annotated as MAX network transcriptional repressor a. The coding region runs from base 149 to 2014 and encodes 621 amino acids. The transcript has 6 exons. Lineage: Eukaryota; Metazoa; Chordata; Actinopteri; Centropomidae. Gene Ontology annotation, biological process: regulation of transcription by RNA polymerase II. The record is from RefSeq and is a predicted model, not a curated record. Gene Ontology annotation, molecular function: RNA polymerase II cis-regulatory region sequence-specific DNA binding; protein dimerization activity; DNA-binding transcription factor activity, RNA polymerase II-specific.
UUCUACUGAGGGGGUGUCCGAUUACCCUUUUUUUCCCAGCUUUAGACUGGGGACCUCUCCCUGUUGCUACAAGGGCGCGUAUCGCAUUUGCUCUGUCGCCUUUCUCUUAGCAAAAUUUAAACAGUUUUUUUCUCCCAACUGGACAGAGAUGAGCAUCGAAACGCUCUUGGAAGCAGCCAAGUUUUUGGAAUUGCAAGCCCAGCAACAACAGAAAGCACGUGAGGAUGACCUAAAGGAAAAGCUUCGUCUGGAGCAGUUGACAGGGCAGAGACACUCAGAUGUGAAGUAUAACUCAACAAUCCACAUCAACAAUGUUCCUAAAGCAGAGGAUUUCCACACUGAGUGCCGCCUGGCCCCCAUACCACCGUCUCUGCCACCCCCUUCCAUGCCCAUAACUGUCAUCCCCAUCCCUGUGGUCACCCCCAACCCUACAGGCUCACCCACCCUGCCUGUUGCCACACUCUCCCCUCCAGCUGCUCCUCCUCUGGCCUCCCCGAAGAGAGACCCUCACUCCCCCCAGGAGCAAAGUGCUGCAGCUCUGCCGCGCUCUCCACAGCCCAAACCUGAACAUCCGACCUCUGUGCUGACCACCGACCACAAGCAGCCGAUACAGAACCACCACCACCCGCAGCUCAUCGCCCAAACUAACAACACUAAACUACAGCAGCAGACACACCAGCAGCUGGUCCAACGCUAUCCUGGCUCCAUCGUGUCACCCCCACAGCAACAUGCUUUGCUCCCACAGUCGGGCCCUGUGCUCCAGCAGGCUCCUCUACAGAAUGGCCCCACCAGCCGGGGGAGUCCUCCUGAUGAUGGCCGCCAGCUAGACAACAAGAAGAGACCUGGAGGGGCAGGCACAAGAGAGGUGCAUAACAAGCUUGAGAAAAACAGACGAGCACACUUGAAGGAGUGCUUCGAGACGCUGAAAAAGAACAUCCCCAACAUCGACGAGAAGAAAACCUCCAAUCUUAGUGUGCUGAGAAGUGCGCUGAGAUACAUUCAGACGCUGAAGCGAAAAGAGAAGGAGUACGAGCAUGACAUGGAGCGACUGGCCAGAGAAAAGAUAGCCACACAGCAGCGAUUAGCAGAGCUGAAGAACGAGCUGAGCCAGUGGAUGGAUGUGAUUGAGAUCGACCGUGUCCUCAGACAGACAGUGCAGCCUGAAGAGGACCAGGCCUCGACCUCCACUGCCUCAGAAGGUGAAGACAUUAUGGACGAAGACCUAGAUGAGGAGACUGCGCCAAGAGCACAGACUGCCUUACCCACCGUGCCUCAAACCAUGAAACCGGAGCUGCACAAGACUGCAACACCCACUCAGACUUCAAUCCUGACACCCGCCACCACCACUACCUCCUUCAUCACCCAACACAUCUCCAUCCAGCACAAACCCCGUCUGCACCAGCCCCAACCUCAGCCACUGUCGGUGACUCCUCCACAGCCAGCGCCUAAGCCUGCAGCUCCACCUGCACUCGCAGCCACAACAUGCAGCACUCCCACCACUCCCAGUCAGCCUUUGAUCCCCACCCAGACGCAGGUGGUGACCACAGCCAGCCUACACCCCACAGUUAUUGCCCACGCUUCAGUGUCCCAUCCCUCAGUCAUCCAAGCAGUCAACCACGUCAUCCAGGGAGGGGGUCCCAAACACAUUGCUCACCUGGCUCCCUCCACCACUACCAGCUCUGUCCAGUUAGCCCCCGGCCACCAACCCAUUGGCCACAUUACUGUGCACCCGGUGGCACACCUGAGCCAGCAUCUACCUGCCCUCUAUCCGCAACCAGUGGCUGUCACACAGCCAGCUGUGGUCGGUCACAUCACCCACACGUUAAACCACGCCCACCCCCAGGUGAACGGCACUACACCUAGCCAGCCAGCUGCCACCAUCAUUGGCAAGCAGACAGCAGUGAGCACCCAAAUGGUGGCCCACCACCCACAGCUGGUGGGUCAGACGGUGCUCAACCCUGUGACAAUGGUGACCAUGCCCUCCUUCCCCAUCAGCACUCUGAAGCUGGCCUGAACACUGCCAACAGUACCUUCCAGGCUGCAGAUCGAGACCCCAUGACAGGGGAGAACCACGGGCCUCAGACCAGGCUGUCGACAAGCCCUCAGUGAGGGCAGGAGAGCUGCCGAACACCGCGUCGAUCCACAGAGUACAUUACAGUACAUUAAGCAUUACAGCUGUUGAAAAGCAACCGGGAACAUUCCUAAAACAAACUGCAAACCUCUUUUAGUACCACCACAGUGUCCUGAAAUCUCUAUCCUGAAACUGGGAAAUGCUAGGCUGCAUGUGGUUGUUAGUCAUCAUGUUGAGUGUGUGUGGCAACAGACAGUGGGCAGAUGUGCAGUUUUAGACCCUCACAGAUAAAAGCAGCAGUCAUUUUCAUGUAAGCUUUACAGAAACGGCUUCAUAUAGGGUAAAUGUUGUGCUGCCAGUACAGUGUCCAUGUCAGCAUCCUGUGACAGUGCUUAUGAAGGUUGGUGACUAGACUCCCUUUUAUCAGUGCGACUGCUGUGGAUUAACCAAUAGCAGAUCACAACAGGCUACAUUGGGUUUUGAGAGCUGUGACAGUUUAAGAUCAGAGCGCUGGAGCAGCCAUAACCAGCACAUUGGGAAUGUGAUUUACAGGAGCCCCUCCUCUCUAGCAAAGGCACAUGCUGCAGGGCUGAAGCUAAAUCACGGCCUGAACUAAACCUCCUGCACAGGAGCUGCAGUCCUCAGUGAUGACACAUACAGCAAUAUCUCCACCUGCUGGCUGUUUGGGUUUACUGCAAUACUGCUACCCUUGUCACAAUGGGAAAAAAAUCCAAAAAGUGUAAUUCAGCAGCUACUUAAAGUAAAAGAACGUGCAGUUUUAUCAGGGUUUGGGUUUUUUAAAAGGACAAUCAAAUUGUUACUUAUCUCUAGUAUUUGUCCUUCAAACAUACUAGUGACUGUACACUGAGCACAAGUACAAGUUAGUGUUUUAGGAUAAAGAUAUGUUUUUGUCACAGCUGCUAAUAUAUAUUUUUUUAAAUUUGCCAAGUAGAAUCAGUUUCUACAUCUACAUGACCCCUACAUGUAAAUGCCACAGCAGACAGUGGUAUAUUUAAGUGCUAAAUGUGUCAGAAGUUAAAGAAAAAGCUCAGUCUGAGUUGAGCGCUUAGGGAUUUUGAAUGUGAAAACCUAAAAAAAGGUCCCUAAAAUAUAGUGAAGUUUGUUUCUAUGCUGUCUUGUAGGGGAUAUGGUAGUAGGACACGUGUUUGCAUGCUGUGAAUGCAUGCCAUGGCUGUGUUAAUAUAGUGAUUAUUUUGAAAGUGAGGACUGGUAGGAGUGCUGUCUGUCGUGCUUUGUCAGACUUCGACAAGUUGCAGUAGGAAUGUGAGAUUUAUUUUUUGGCUCAGAGUUGAUGCUCUGUCAUUCAUAACUUUGGGCUGGGAUCGGUACUAAGUGAGUUCAACAGCUGACAUUAAUCCAAUCAAUGUGUGUGUGUGUGUGUGUGUUUUUUUUUUUUCAAGACCAUCCUUUUCCAAAGCUAGCACUGUGAAAUGUAUUUCUAUUAGCCUCAACGAGCAGCAAACCUACAGUUUAGCACAGCACUUGCUAGAACAGCAACAUGCUGUGCUCUCCUAAUUUAAUCUGAAUGUACUGAUCUGUGAAAGGAUACAGAGUAGCAUACUCACCAGAAGUUUAGCCCUUUUUUUGUUUUUAAAGAAAAUGCGAUUACUUUAUUAAAAGUAUCAUGUGUAUGUAAAGUGUAACAUUUAAAACUGAUUUUGUAUUUUAAGGUUCACUGUUGCUUGUAUCAUCUGGAGAAUAUCUUCUUAUGUUCAGUGUAAAUUUUAUAAUAUAGCCUUUUUUCCUGGGACCAUGUACAGUGCUGUAUAUCAGGGGUAAUGACUACACAGACCUCCUCCCAUGUUGAUAUCACAUUCGGCCACUUUGGAAAGUAUUUGCCCUUUAAUUUUUUUGUACUUUGUUUUGGUGCAAUAUGAUUACAGUAAGGACUUUUUCCUCCAAAGCUCUUCGAGUGCGAAGGUAAAACAACCCUGUCAUCACCUUCAGAUUUUGUGCAACUGAUCCUGAACAAAUGCAUCUUGAAAUCAUAUUGUAGCAAAACAAAAUGUGUAAAAGUUAACAGGGACUCAGAUACUUGAAGAAGCAACAAUAUACAUGUGUGUUUUCCCUAUGGAGAAAGUUUAAGUUGUAUAUAGCCUGUAAAUGUUGGGCUGCAUUUAGAUCUAACUGUAUUAUGUAAAAAGCUGGGGAAAAUAUGUCAAAUUAAAAAUUUAUAAAAAAAAAAAGAUACUUAAUAAAUUGUAUUAUGUUUACAAAUGUCUGAAGCUGG